AUGAGCAACUGCAAUGACCUGCAGCAGCAGCAGCAGCAGCAGCAGGAGCAGCAGCAGGAGCAGCAGGAGCAAGUAGAGCAGCAGCAGCAAAUGCAGCAACAGCAGCAGGAGCCUCCAAACAAGCCGCUUCCCUAUCCACCACCCCAACAAAAGAGCAACCCCACCACCCGCACUCCCCUAACCACCACCACCAUCAUCAUCAUCAGCAGCAGCAGCAGCAGCAGCAACAGCAGCAACAGCAGCAGCAAAUAUAAAUAUACCUGCCUCCCUCUCCCUCUUCCUGCUGCUGCUCCCUGA
Eimeria maxima is the source of this 297-nucleotide messenger RNA. RefSeq lists its product as hypothetical. The coding region runs from base 1 to 297 and encodes 98 amino acids. NCBI's taxonomy places the organism in Eukaryota, Apicomplexa, Conoidasida, Eucoccidiorida, Eimeriidae. The record is from RefSeq and is a predicted model, not a curated record. The transcript has a single exon.